GUGGCGCAGCUGGCAGGAACCGUGGAGCGGGAACCGGGGACGGCCUGAGGCGGCGACGUGUUGGUGGGACAGGGAGUCUUUGCUUAUUUAAGUUUAUUUCUUGUGUUUUAAAGAGAGAACUGCAGUUGUCUAGCAGGUGUUUUUAACUUGUCAGCUGGAUUUCUUGUUGAGCAGUGUUCAAUAAUGGAGGUUGGAUGGUUCUCUCAACUGAGCCAUUUUCCUCAGUGACGGAAGGGGGAGUGUUCAUUAGAGAAUUAAACCAGAUAAGACAACUCAGCUGAUGACCAUGAGCCAUUCUAGCCUCUUCUUUCAUAGCUUCCUAAUUUUGGAGUAUUUUUAGGGAUAAGGGAGAAUCCUUCCUUGGAAAAUUUGGGAUGGCACAUGCUCGUAUCUCAGAAAACCUGCCUCCUGAUAUAGAUCCCACAAAAGCUCCUGUUGCAUUUGGAAGGAGAGCCCUUCCUAAACUGAACGAGGAGUUACAGUCUCCUGAGCUGCUGACUCAGCAGCGGGCACUGAUGGCGCUCUGCGAUCUGGUCCAUGACCCAGAAAAAGUCUACCAGGCAGUAGAAAUAGGAUUCUUGGAUAACCUGAAGACUCUGCUGCUACAUCAUGACCAUAUUGUCCGACAAAAAACAACACAAAUCCUCUACAUAAUGGCUAUGCAUAGUGUUGGCAGGCAAGGGUUGAUCCAAAAUGGAGUAAUUUCUGCCCUCACUGAGCUCUUGGAUGAUCCAGUAGACAUCUGUCGGAAGAACACGCAUCAGAUUUUUGAGAUGGUGGCAAGAUUACCGGAAGGGGCUGUUGGCGUUCUGAGUGCCGGUUUGGUUCCCUUCCUUGUACUCAAGCUGAAGACUGAGUCAGAGGAAAUCCAGGAGCUAAUCCUCGAUACACUCUCCAACUGCCUGCGUGUGGAGGCUUCUGAAGCUCUAGAAACUGAUGCCGUCACUAUCCUGAAGGAAAAGCUCACACACUCAUCGGUGGUCAUCAGAAGCAAAGCAGCUUGUGUCCUGUUAGAAAUCAGCACCCAUCCAGAGGGGAAAGUCGCGGUAUGUGAAGAAGUUAUUCCUGUGCUGGUGAACCUGUUGGAAGACACAGACCCUGAAGUCCAAGCUAGUGCAGCAGGAGCACUGAUGUUUGCUACUAUAAGACCUCAGGGGAGAUUCUCAGCCCUGGAUGCUGAGGCCAUUCCACCUUUGCUGAAGUUGGUUGCUGAGGAAACCAGCAAAGCCCGUCUGAGUGCAAUCAAAACCCUCACCAUGCUGGCUGAGGUACCCCAGGGCCGCAGGACACUCCUAGAUCACACAGACACAUUUCAGCAGUGUCUGAAUGACCCCUCCGAGGCAGUGAAAAGAGCUGCCGAAAUUGCCAUCAGUGUCAUCAAAUGGAAACCUUUCUCAAGACGUGAUGUUUCAUAGAGAUCUAUUGCCCUCUGUUGUUCUCUGGCUGUAAAAGUUGCAUGAUUAUAUGAAACCUUCAAAACCAAAA
Messenger RNA from Calidris pugnax (ruff), 1485 nucleotides. It is a transcript of the gene RSPH14, whose product is annotated as radial spoke head 14 homolog (Chlamydomonas). Lineage: Eukaryota; Metazoa; Chordata; Aves; Charadriiformes; Scolopacidae. The transcript is spliced from 7 exons. Bases 375 to 1415 code for a protein of 346 amino acids. Gene Ontology annotation, molecular function: protein binding. The record is from RefSeq and is a predicted model, not a curated record.